Molecule: messenger RNA, 582 nt
Organism: Cokeromyces recurvatus
Lineage: Eukaryota; Fungi; Mucoromycota; Mucoromycetes; Mucorales; Mucoraceae
Product: P-loop containing nucleoside triphosphate hydrolase protein
Exons: 3
Coding region: 1-582 (193 amino acids)
Biological process (GO): nuclear-transcribed mRNA catabolic process, nonsense-mediated decay
Cellular component (GO): intracellular anatomical structure
Molecular function (GO): RNA binding
Source: RefSeq, a predicted model, not a curated record
AUGCUUCAUUCAUCUUUAACAAUAGAAGAACAAGAAAAAGUGUUUGCUUCACCACCAGAAGGAGUCCGCAAAUGUAUUAUAAGUUCAAACAUUGCUGAAACGAGUAUUACGAUAGAUGGGAUUCGCUUUAUUAUUGAUUCAGGCAAAGUAAAGGAAAUGCAUCAUGAACCAGAUUCAAGGUUGAGUCGUUUAUCAGAAUUUUGGAUAUCAAAGGCCAGUGCCAAACAAAGGACAGGUCGUGCAGGAAGAACGGGACCAGGAGAGUGUUUUAGAUUUUAUUCCGAAAAUGAAUUUAAUCAUUUCCAUGAUUUUGCAAUCCCAGAAAUCCAAAGAGAAACGUUAGAUCCCCUUUUACUUCAAAUUAAAUCUAUGAAAUUCGGUAAUCCACGAGACUUUGAUUAUAUCGAGUCACCUUCUAUGGACUUUAUCAAUUCAUCUAUGGACUUUUUAUAUAACUUGGGGGCUAUUGAUUCUACAGAAAACUUGCUAGAUCUGGGCUCUGUCUUAUCUAAACUUCCAGUAGAUGCAACAGUUGGAAAAAUGUUGAUCUUGGGUGUGGUAAGUCUGCUAAGAUAUAUAUAA